Molecule: messenger RNA, 1184 nt
Organism: Panonychus citri (citrus red mite)
Lineage: Eukaryota; Metazoa; Arthropoda; Arachnida; Trombidiformes; Tetranychidae
Product: probable basic-leucine zipper transcription factor N
Exons: 5
Coding region: 144-1169 (341 amino acids)
Source: RefSeq, a predicted model, not a curated record
CUCAUGUAAAUUGUCAAAUAAUUAUUUUAAUCUUUUCUUUUGUUUCUUUUUUUAUUAUUUUAUUUUAUUCUAUUUUAUUUUAAUUAAUGAAUUAAUUAUAUUUACUCUUCUAAAAGGUGGAUAAACAGAAAAUCAUUCCAAAAAUGAAUCCACAAAGAUCAAUGCAACAACUUGUACAACAACAGCAGUCACAAAUUCAACCACAAAUCCAACCACAACUUCAACCGCAACUUCAACAAUUCCAUCCACAGCAAUUACAACAACAACACCAGCAGCAGCUGAAUCAUCAUUCAUCUCAUCUACUUCUACCCCAACCUCAAUAUCAAUCACAAUAUCAAUUAGCACCACAAUUUCAACAGCCUUUCCCCCAACAAUACACUCAACUUAACCAGCAACAUUUAUUACAUUCCCAACCCCAAUUACCACAAUCACAACCACAAUCCCAACCACAAGCACCACAAAUGGUUCAAGCAUCGUCAUCAAUCGAGGAGGCUAAAAGAUUUUUACAAAGCACAAACGCUUGGUGUGACAAUGAUACUCCUCCCCAACCACCCCCGAGAAGACGAUUCACUUUUAACAAUCAUGUUUCACCCAUGAAUAAAUUUCCACCAACCAGGGAACAACAACAAUCAGUUUUCUAUUUGUGUAAUAACACUGAGACAAAGCCUACAGUUAAUCCUUUAUAUCCAAAUGGUCAACACGAUAAAUUAAAGGAGAUCCACGAAUUAGCCUUUAAAAGUCCUGGUCGAGUGAAGGAACAUGCACAAAAAUUGAACAAAAUGGUUUCCGAAAGUGAACUUAAACCUCCAAUGCCUGUUACUAUUAACUCUUCACCCACUCCGGUAAUUAAGACAACCGGAAGAACCAAAUGUCCGAGUAGAGAGGAAGACAAUGAUUCGGCUUCCGUUCAACCGUUUGAUCCUCUAAGGAGGAAAUGGAUGUUGACAACAUCUAAUUGUGAUUACACCGAGAUGGUUUCCCUGUUGAAAAAAGAUGCCACUCUCGCUGGAUUAAAGGAUUUCACCUCAGGGGUAAGUGUCAAUACAAAUUUGCGUUUGUCAAUCAAUUUGGCAACAAUUAACUUUAAUCUUUUUUCACAUCGUAUCGUCGUCAUCCUAAAUUGCUCAUUGAUGGUUUUUUUAGUAUACGGCUUUACAUUGGGCAGCUAAAUUUGGAAAACCUGA